Molecule: messenger RNA, 1765 nt
Organism: Fukomys damarensis (Damara mole-rat)
Lineage: Eukaryota; Metazoa; Chordata; Mammalia; Rodentia; Bathyergidae
Gene: Rccd1
Product: RCC1 domain containing 1
Exons: 9
Coding region: 691-1611 (306 amino acids)
Source: RefSeq, a predicted model, not a curated record
CAAGGACUCACUGAGUUGAUUCUUAAUGCUGUUGGAGCACCAAGGGGAGCCUAGGAAGUAACCAAUAAACUAUACAAUUUGGUGGAAAUAAAUGGUUUCAAGGUACAGACGCCUAAAUACUAGACCCUCGGUACACCUGUCUUUAGAUCGGUGACCUCUAGUGAGGUAGUGAUUGGGAUUUGGGAUUGCUGUGUCGUGGGCAUUUGUGGAAAAACUGGUUCAUCCUGCUGUUGAGUCAGUUUGAAGGAAAGGUGGUUGCCUGCCAGGCGGGGGCUAUUUCCCCAGCCUAAGCUCAGGACGAAGUUUAUUGGUGCCGGCGGGUGUAAGUGACGGGGCCCGAGCCAAUCAAUGGAAAGGAAGACGUGCCUCGUACAGCCACUUCCUUUUCGGCCCUUUCUGUUUUGCGCAUGGGCAGUAGUGAGCUGCGGCCCAGACGCGUGGAUGGUUGUGUAGAGCAGUCUCUGGCAUCGUCUUCGCAAAUAGUUUCGCUCAGAUGUUCAUAGUUACCUUCAGUGGUUCUAAUCUGAGCUUCGCGGCCCGGCCUAUUUCACUGACAGGAUUGCCUUCGAGCCUUGGGCCUGAACGCUCAAGCUGAGUCCAGUGGCUGGGAGGUAACAGCGACUGCAGCCCCGAGCUAAUCUGCGAAAAUCUCCAAGGCUCCAGCCUCAACCUCGGUCCGCGACCCCAGGCAUGACCGAGGAGCUGCCCGGGGCCUGGUUCGGAUUCGGAUUCUGUGGCUUCGGGCAGGAGCCGGUCUCGGGGCACGGGCGUUGGGUGCUCAGUCCGGAGCAGCUGCGGGCAGGUGGGGACAUCUGCCACGUGAGCGCGAGCUGGAGCUACACCGCCCUGGUGACCCGUGGAGGCCACGUAGAGCUGUCAGGCUCCGCGAAAGGCUCGGCGGAUGGCUGCAGGGACGCCUGGGCCUCCGAGGGUCUCCUCGUGCUGCUGCGCGACCGCUCAGGGUCCCGGGCAGAGCUGCAGCGGCUGGAGCUGGGCAUUGAGCACGCGCUGCUGCUGGACGCAGCCGGCCAGGUGUUCUCCUGGGGCGGGGGCAGACACGGACAGCUCGGCCAUGGCACACUGGAGGCGGAGCCGGAGCCAAGGCUGUUGGAGGCGUUGCAGGGCCUGCCCAUGGCCCAGUUGGCCGCGGGGGGCUGGCACUCCGUGUGUGUGAGUGAGACCGGGGACAUUUAUAUCUGGGGCUGGAAUGAAUCUGGGCAGCUGGCCCUGCCCACGAGGAGCCUGGCAGAGGACAAGAGGACAGUCACAGGGGAAGCGCUAAACGAAGAUGGUUCCGAAGUGGAGAGAGUGGCCGGGGCUCCUGCCCACUUCAUAACUAUCCAGCCCUUCCCAGCUCUACUGGACCUCCCCCUGGGCUCAGAGGCAGUUGGAGCCAGCUGUGGGUCCCGGCAUACAGCUGUGGUGACGCGAACAGGAGAGCUCUAUACCUGGGGCUGGGGUAAAUACGGACAGCUCGGCCACAAGGACACCACCAGCUUGGACCAGCCCUGCCGUGUGGAAUACUUUGUAGAAAAACAGCUCCAAGUAAAAACUGUCACCUGUGGGCCCUGGAACACCUACGUGUAUGCUGUGGAGAACAGGAACAGCUGAUGUGUAGAUGCAUUGUUCAAGUUAUAAAAUACAUAGAAAAGUGUAUAAAACAAAUGUACAGUAUAUUAAAAAUGACAAAGCUAACACUUGUGAAAUUCCCACUCGUCAGGGAAACCCUUGCCAGCCUUCAGAGGUCCUGAUCUGUCCCUCCUCA